Molecule: messenger RNA, 1500 nt
Organism: Brugia malayi
Lineage: Eukaryota; Metazoa; Nematoda; Chromadorea; Rhabditida; Onchocercidae
Exons: 9
Coding region: 1-1500 (499 amino acids)
Biological process (GO): mRNA splicing, via spliceosome
Cellular component (GO): nucleus; spliceosomal complex
Molecular function (GO): zinc ion binding; RNA binding
Source: RefSeq, a predicted model, not a curated record
AUGGAAACUAUUCUGGAAAUCCAGCGACGUUUACACGAGGAACGAGAUCGUCUGAUCGACAGUAUGACAAAAGAGUACCUUCAUGAGCGUAAAUCUCAUAAAGAGAAAAUAAAUGGAGACCAUCGUGUACGACGUCUUGUUGAUCGACAUCAUGAAGUCACGAAAAAGUUGCGCCUUAUAUAUGAAGAUGAUGAUAAGUCACGUAAAUCGGAAUUACGGGCUAUUGCUGGUCCGAAUGAGUUCGCAGAGUUUUAUUCACGUCUGAAAUCACUGAAAGAUGCGCACAGGAGGAAUCCAGAUGAAAUUGCUAUACCGUUAAGUUUGGAAUUUCAAAAGAUGAAUGAAGCUAUAGAAAACAUAGAAUUAGCCGAAAAAGAUUUGGUUGAAUUUACCGAUGAAGAAGGCUACGGACGAUUUCUGGAUUUGCAUACUCUUUACGAUAAAUAUAUUAACAUCAAAGGAGUGAAGAGAAUGGAUUAUUUAGCAUUUCUAAGCAACUUUGAUCGUUUUACGGAUAUUCCAAUGAGUGCGAAAAAAACUGGUAGUUACCGUGAAUAUCUUAAUGCUUUGAAGGAAUAUUUGAUUGCUUUUCUCGCAAGGACACGACCUCUGCUCAGUGUGGAUGAAGAAUUUGAAAAAGCUGACGCUGAUUUUGAUAAGAAAUGGGAGGAGGGUACAAUCUCAGGGUGGAGUCGAGAUCAGCAUAGUGCUUUAGCGCAUUCUGGUGCUUAUCUGGAUCUUUCAUCAUUCGAAACAGCUAUUGAUUUAGAAGCGCUUGGACUUGAUCGUCUAAAAUCUGCUCUUGUUGCUCUUGGUUUAAAAUGUGGCGGUACGCUAAAAGAAAGAGCGGAACGACUAUUUGCAACUAAAGGACACAAAUUGAGUGAAAUGGAAAAGACAGCAUUAGCAAAGCGUCAUGAUACGGAUCAAAAGGAACAGUUCAAAUUGUACCAAACAGCCCGACUGGAAGCAUACGUUCAGCGAUUAUCAUCCCUAUUGAGCGAUGAAAGAGAAGCUACCAAAGAAAAUGUUGAAAGAAAACAAGCACGAGGUAUCGGUGAAAACAUGGAAGAGGAGGAAGACAUAAACGAAAUAUCGGAUGAUGAUGAAGAUGAUAGCAUUCCAUAUAAUCCAAAAAAUUUACCCUUGGGAUGGGAUGGUAAACCGAUUCCAUAUUGGCUAUACAAAUUGCAUGGUCUCAAUAUAUCCUUCCCAUGUGAAAUAUGCGGUAAUCAAGUUUACAAAGGACCGAAAGCAUUUCAACGACAUUUUAAUGAAUGGCGUCAUUCACAUGGAAUGCGUUGUCUUGGGAUCCCGAAUACGGCACAUUUUGCCAAUAUCACGAAAAUUUCUGAUGCUGUCGAACUAUGGGGCAAAAUACGACGCCAAAAAGAAUCAUUAAAAUGGAAUCCUGAACAUGAUGAAGAGUUUGAGGAUUCUGCAGGAAAUGUCGUCAAUAAGCGGACGUUCGAAGAUCUUAAAAGACAGGGACUUUUAUGA